AUGCAACGUGCCAGAAAGGUGGAAGAAGACACAGGCGACUACCAUGUUGACCGGGUCUCCAUGGACCUAGCCCGCGCGUUAGCAGAAGCACGGAGGAACAAAGGCAUGACGCAGGCUCAGCUGGCACAGGCAAUUAACGAAAAGCCGUCAGUUGUGAGCGAGUACGAAAGUGGGAAGGCCAUCCCUAAUGGAGUGAUUGUACAGAAGAUGAGUCGUGCGUUGGGUUGUCAACUUCCAAAAUGCAAGCAGAAGAAAAGAGUGGUGGAGGAAUGA
Messenger RNA from Eimeria mitis, 273 nucleotides. RefSeq names its product Endothelial differentiation-related factor 1 homolog, related. The transcript is spliced from 3 exons. Gene Ontology annotation, molecular function: DNA binding. Lineage: Eukaryota; Apicomplexa; Conoidasida; Eucoccidiorida; Eimeriidae. Gene Ontology annotation, cellular component: nucleus. The record is from RefSeq and is a predicted model, not a curated record. The coding region runs from base 1 to 273 and encodes 90 amino acids.